AAUUUUUCGUUCCCGAAUUCCACGUGGAGGUUGGGUGCAAGAUGUCGGGCAAGAGAGAUACUAACCCCAUGCGGGAGCUCCAGAUACAGAAACUGUGCCUCAACAUCUGUGUGGGAGAGAGCGGAGACAGACUCACGAGAGCCGCCAAAGUACUCGAGGCGCUCACUGGACAGACGCCUGUCUUCUCUAAAGCGAGGUUCACUGUGCGUUCGUUUGGAAUCCGUCGAAACGAGAAGAUUGCAGUCCACUGCACAGUGAGGGGUCCCAAGGCAGAGGAGAUCUUGGAGAAGGGGCUGAAGGUCAAGGAGUAUGAGCUGAGGAAAGACAACUUCUCGGACACGGGGAACUUUGGGUUUGGCAUCCAGGAGCACAUCGAUCUGGGGAUAAAGUACGAUCCUUCCAUUGGCAUCUAUGGCAUGGAUUUCUACAUUGUUCUUGGUCGCCCCGGCAACCGAGUGGCGUAUCGGAAGAGGAAGAAAGGGUCGAUAGGGUUCAGCCACAAGACCACCAAAGAUGAGGCGAUGAAGUGGUUUCAGCAGAAGUAUGAAGGGAUCCUGCUACCUGGCAAGAAGAGAUGAGUCCUGUCUUCACCUAGCAGCUGUCAUCUGACUUUCAUGUUUGAGAGUUUUGUGAUGAUGUAACUUAUGAGAAUGUUGUACAGAGUAUGUGACAAUGAGAAAAUUGCCAAUUUCAUAGUCCAGAUA
This is a messenger RNA of Geodia barretti, 704 nucleotides long. NCBI's taxonomy places the organism in Eukaryota, Metazoa, Porifera, Demospongiae, Tetractinellida, Geodiidae. The record is from the annotation of a GenBank genome assembly.